This is a messenger RNA of Aspergillus glaucus CBS 516.65, 4152 nucleotides long. Its product is annotated as putative transcription factor SipA3. The coding region runs from base 1 to 4152 and encodes 1383 amino acids. The transcript is spliced from 5 exons. Gene Ontology annotation, molecular function: protein binding. NCBI's taxonomy places the organism in Eukaryota, Fungi, Ascomycota, Eurotiomycetes, Eurotiales, Aspergillaceae. Gene Ontology annotation, cellular component: plasma membrane; endoplasmic reticulum; cytoplasm. The record is from RefSeq and is a predicted model, not a curated record.
AUGUCGACUCAGCCGCAAGCUCCAUUGCCCCAAAUCGGGAAGCUGGUCAGCGUGGUUCCCGUUGGGCUCAAGGAGGCUGCUCUCGACUCCCCGACCUUCCGAGCGACUACCCUACACUUUUCGGACCAGAUCGAGUUUCUCGAACGAUGGCUCGAUGGCUACGCGAAAUCUGCCUCGAGGCUCACUUCUGAGCUUGCGACCCUCGAGAGUACCGUGGGAAGCUUUCUCUCCUAUUCUACAAACCCCCUUGCCGUGUCCGAAGCCGUCCUCGACCAUGAUUAUACUCUGCUGUCAAUGAGGAGGAGUGGUGACGGCUCCAGGGAUCUUUGGAAUGGAUUGAUCACCAGCACUAGGAAGCUGGAAACGCUUGUUGCAGAACCGAUCAGGGUGUUUAUCCAGGAAGACUUGAGGAGCUUUAAGGAAUCUCGUCGGAUACUCGAGCAGACGCAGAAACAGUAUGAUUAUCUCUACUCCAGAUAUUCGUCGCAUAACAAGUCGAAGGAGCCCUCGGCCAUACGCGAAGAUGCUUUUCAACUCCAUGAGGCCCGCAAAGCGUAUCUGAAGGCGUCGAUGGACUUUUCCGUACGAGCUCCGCAAGUGCGAAACGCCCUCGACAGACUACUGGUUCGGGUUUCAUUCGACCAAUGGCGGGAGUUCAAAACUAUGCACAACAACAAUGGCGCAAAUUUUGGAAAAUGGGGCCAAGAGAUGGAUCGCAUAAAGGGCUGGAUACAUGAGAUGGAAGGAAGCGAGAAACUGUCUCGCCGGGAGCUACUAUCCGCCAGAGACCAGAUCGAGGAGACUGCAGAGACUGCAUUUAGGCCAUCUCGCGAGCUGGAAGACUACUCCAUAUCGACGAUUCCAUAUCUUGGUUCCCGCCCUUUGUCGGGGGAGAAUAUGACUGCUGAAGCUAAACCGGAGAAGCAGGGGUGGGUUAAUCUCCGGACACUUACAGGCAAGCCUACCCGGACUACUUGGGUCAAGCGCUGGGUCUUCUUGAAGAAUGGGAUCUUCGGUUGUCUAGUGCAAGGCUCCCGGACUGGUGGUGUGGAAGAGAGCGAAAGAAUAGGCGUCCUACUUUGCAACGUUCGACCAGCUUUUCAGGAGGAGCGGAGAUUCUGUUUCGAGGUUAAGACCAAGAACAACAGCAUCAUGUUGCAGGCGGAGACACAGAAGGAGCUUAUGGAAUGGAUCUCUUCUUUCGAGGCUGCUAAGCGGAAGGCCCUGGAGCACCCAGCAAGUACGGACCUUUCGGUCUCUGGCAAGAUGACAGUCCAAGAUCCAGCCUUUUCGAUCUCGCAGCCCCCUGCCCCCGAGUUCUCUGCAGAUCCGUCCGAAUCGCUCACUCCCAACGGUGAUGAACAAGGCUCGUCUGAUCGUGGGAUCCUUUCUCUGCCUGAACGGGAGCCAUCCGCUUUCAGAGCCAGCACUGAAAUUGGGAGCAGACGGUCUACUGGACCUGAUUCGGAGAAUUCGCCGCGAGAACAUACAUCCCGGCUUAUCCAAAAAUUGGACCUCCAUCGCAAGUCAAACAACGCUGCGCAGUCGGCUAGUCCUCUUCCCUCUGUUGGGGGUGGCAUAGCGAGCCUCAUCACUGCCAGUCAUAAUGCUAUUCCUUCCAUGCCAAUCGGUGUACCAGAUAGCGAUUCGGCUAGGGGUCGUAGCCUGUCAGAUCGCAGUCUGUCCAAUCGCAACGCACCUUACACAACUCUUGCGCCUUUCACCUUGGCAAACCCGCCUGCUCCUACAAACAUGAGCAAGGCUGCCGUGAUAGUAAGCAAUGAAAGGGGAAUUGGCCUGGGACAAGCAGAUAGCACUGGAGGAAUGCCUAGUGGGAUGAUGGCGAACUUGUGGGGCAGCUCCAACUGGGGCUUUGUGAACAGAUUUGAGCACGAACGCCUAGGUCAACCGAAUGGUACGGCGUCUGACCAGCCACCGCCUACUCCGAUGAGCGAUUCUUCCAAGCACACUGGUGCAGACGCAGAUACCCCAACAUCUACGAAGCCGAAAUCUGGGCCUGGACAUAGGCAAACUCUAAGUCUUGACGGGAGUUCACCGACCGUUGUAAAGCCGGUUGCUGCGUUUGAACAUCCCAGUUUCUACCCCCUGCAGCUGAGGAUACAGGAUGCCCAGUUCCGGCUGUUCUUCCCUAAUGUGAAGCGAGAAGAGCCUUUGGUUCUGGUUUUCAGAGCCACGUGGAGUCCAAAUGACCAGCAAGAGUUCCCCGGAAGGGCAUACAUGACAAGCCGAAAUAUAUACUUCUACAGCAACUAUUUCGGACUGGUAUUGACUACCAGCAUUGCUUUGGAUACGAUCAAAGAGGUGACUGCUGCCCCUGGAAGAGAUUGCGACUUCUUGUUCCUUCAUUUUGUCCCUCCCAUAGGGACUGACACGCCUGGUCGGGGCACUGUCAAGACGUUCCUUGAGCCACUAAGACUUCUUCAAAGGCGGCUCAAUUUCUUGAUCCAGGAUUCGAUAGCUGUCGAGCCGUUGGGAUUGGAAGAUAUUCUCAAGACUCUGACGAAGAUGGAGUCGGACGGGCCGGCACGGGACCCUAGCUCAGAUAGCUGGGAAGAUAUGACUGGCGCAGACAAGGCCAUCGAUGGAUCCAUCGACCAUAAACCAAGACAGGAACUUCGAGCACCGAUAUUUAUCGAGAAAGACCUAGACAUAAGCCCACCAAAGGCUGGCAACGGUAGGGAUGUGGCGAGAGUCAGACUACCGACCCAACCUGUGAACUAUGUGCCUCAAGGCAACCUUGCGCUUGCGGCCGAGAGGACCUUUGAUAUCAGCGCUAAAGCGUUGUUCCAUAUCCUCUUUGGUGACAAUAGUGGCGUUUGGCAGCUGCUUCUACAUGAAAGACAGGCUCGAGAUAUCAAACAAGGGCCGUGGGUUAGCAAUGAGUCGCGUCACCUACGACGGCAGUUCACUUUCCAAAUAGAAACGGCAGACUUAAUUGGACGGACCGAAGGAAUAGAAAUCUCUGAUUAUCAGAUUAUUGAUGUGCUCAAUGACCAUCUGUGUUACGUCGUCACUGACAAGCGGACUCCCUGGCAUCUGCCAUUCAAACGCUCGUUUAGGUUGGUCAGCAAAGUUGUGAUUACUUUCGUCUCUAAAUCGAAGAGCAAACUUGCCGUCUACACCAAGAUCGAGUGGCUGUGGACACCCUACGGCUUGCAAGGUAUCAUCAAUAACCAAGCGAUUGGCGAUCUCGGGCAAGAUGCCUUGGAUCUUGUUGAUCUUGUCAACGAGCAAGUGCGAAAACUUGGCGCCCAUGGUCGCACGAAGAAGGCCAUUUCGGUAUUCGGUCAUGUAGGUCGCCAGAACCAGGCGUCUCAAUUGCCACCCAAUGGAUCCAACAUGAAUGUGGAGCCCCGCAAACCGCGACAGCAGAGGAGUCUGGUUCAACUUUUGUUUGAAAUGCUCACUUCCUUUGGGGAGACCGCGAUUUCGUCGGUGUUCAUGUCGAUAUUCGCCUUUUUCCGAUGGACGUGGAAGACUGCAAAUGCGAACAAGGUUAUAUUAUUCCUUUUGCUGUCGAGUGUAUUCUUCAAUAUGCUUUAUUCGUCACAAUUUGCAUAUGAGUGGAGGUAUGAGAGGAACGCAGGAAACUUCAUGGCUCGUCUUGGGGUUCACCCGGACAAUGUCAUGAGCAAAGCGGUUUACUUGAGAGACAUCGAUGAAUUAAUUGCCAACUCGACAAUCGGACAAAGUCCUGAAAACGUUAGCGAUUGCUUCUUCACAUUCCACGAGCAAAUGAUGCGCGGCCAAGCCACCCCGCUCUCUCUUGGAGCAACAAGCCCCAGAGACGCCGUGACCAAGAGCGCAACGAAACGAAUCCAGCAGACGCGUGAGCGCCUCGCCACAUACCGGCACAAUCUCCUCGUGGCUCUUCGCGUGGUGAACAGUAUCGAACGAGAAGUCAUCCAGAGCGAAUGGGAGCGUUGGCUCCGGCAGGAAAUCCGACGCUGUGGCCAGGUUGAGGUUCUCCUUGGCAAAGACAAUGGGAACGAUGAGGCCGAGGUGCAAAUGGACACCGUCUUUGCUGAACUGACAGACGACGUUGAGCAGUGGUACGGUAGAUACUGUACUAGCUGCCAGAAGGAACAGGAUUUUGUUGAAUUGAGUGACCGUGGUUAUGGGAGUGCAUAG